CCGCGCCACCGCCUGCGCCGCUCGGGAAGAGGCGGGCUCGGCUGCCCGCACCCCGCACCCCGCCAUGGCCGCGCUUACAGUGCCGUGAGCCGCGGCUGGAGCGUGCCCGGCGCCCGGCAUCGCCGGGAGCCCCGGGCCAUGCGGCUGCCGCUGCCGCUGUGGCUCCUGCUGCCGUUGCUCAGCGGCAGCGGGGCGGCGGAGCCCCCGACAGACCCUCCUGUCCAGCUGCCGGCUCCUCAGAACCUGAAGAUUCUCCUGUACAAUGCGCAGCAGGUUCUGAGCUGGGAUCCAGUCCCCCCGCCUGAUGACACGGGGCCGGUGGUCUACCAGGUGCAGUACAAAUACACCAGCACCACCGAGUGGAGUGACGUGGUCGAUGAACGCAUCAACUGCUCGCGCGUGGCGGCGCCGCUGUGCAACUUUACGGCCGGCCAGGGCUUCGUGUACUCCUACAAUGUGUCCCUGCGUGUCUGCGCCCACCAGGGCUCCCGCGCCUCCGCCUGGGCCUUUGCACCCUGGUUCGAGCACUACCGGAAUGUUACCAUCGGACCUCCAGAAAACCUGUCGGUGAAGCCCGGAGGAGGCUCCCUCAUCGUCUCCUUCUCUGACCCCUUCAAGAUAUCCAGCAAGGAAAACAAGGUGUUUUUCCGCUAUUUUGUGUGCUACUGGGAAGACUGGGACGAGGCCAGGUGUGAGAAGAAUGAAGACGCCUACAGGGAGACCCUCAUCCAGCUGACGGGCCUGAGACCCUGGCGCCGCUACUGCGUGCGUGUGCGCGCCCAGCUGUGGGAGAAGCAGCAGAGCCUCUCGGAGUCUGGUUCCUACAGCGACGUCGCAUGCAGCGAGACAGGCCGAGAUGCCUCCGCCGAGCUGCAGCAGGUCAUCGUCAUCGCCCUGAGCAUCUUCCUGGUGCUGAUCAUACUGGUGGUGGUCUGUCUCUUCCUCGUCCUGAGAUACAGGGACCUCAUUAAGCUCUGGUUCCACAGGCCGCCCCGCAUCCCCUUACAGAUCGAAGAGUAUCUCAGGGACCCGGCCCAGCCAAUCCUGGACACUCUAGACAAGGACAGCUCUUCCACAGACGACGCCUGGGACCACGUCUCCCUCGUCUCGUUUCCAAACACCCACUGAGGAGCUGAUUCCUCCCCACAGCACUUUGCACAGAAGCACCGGAGCUGGCCCGCCUGGGCUGAGGCUCCUACCAACUUCCGUCCACCCACGCCCCAUGUUCCUGCAGCAGAAAGGCCCUCGGUGGGGGUGAC
Molecule: messenger RNA, 1259 nt
Organism: Sorex fumeus (smoky shrew)
Lineage: Eukaryota; Metazoa; Chordata; Mammalia; Eulipotyphla; Soricidae
Gene: IFNGR2
Product: interferon gamma receptor 2
Exons: 7
Coding region: 139-1128 (329 amino acids)
Molecular function (GO): protein binding
Source: RefSeq, a predicted model, not a curated record